This is a messenger RNA of Paramecium octaurelia, 432 nucleotides long. Lineage: Eukaryota; Ciliophora; Oligohymenophorea; Peniculida; Parameciidae. The record is from the annotation of a GenBank genome assembly.
AUGAUAAGAAUUUUAUCGUAAAAACCAUAAAAAAAUAGUAUCGUUCAAAAGAACACAAGAAAGGAUAUUGAUAAAUUCUACAAGCUAGUCUUGUUGCUUCAAGAUCUAGAAAAUGAUUUAAUAAACUUGUCAGACGAGCAUCUGGUUCCCUUAAAAAGUGCGGCUAUUGAAAAUUGUAAAAAUAAAUCUACUGAUAAAUUCAAUGGGAAAGAAAUAAGUGGAAGUAAUCAAAUUUUUAUUUAACAUAGAAAAAUCAUGUAAAUCUAAAAAACUACCCUGUUGUUAAUAAGAAAUUUAAACUUUGGAUGAAGAAACCCAUUAAUUUGAUUUAGACAUUUUAUCUUCAAUUAUUGGAGAUAGAAAGAAGCUUAAAUAGUGAAUUAUAAUUUGUUUAUGAAUAAGAAUGCACAAAUCUUUUGAUAAAUUCCAAAA